This is a messenger RNA of Iphiclides podalirius (scarce swallowtail), 219 nucleotides long. Lineage: Eukaryota; Metazoa; Arthropoda; Insecta; Lepidoptera; Papilionidae. The record is from the annotation of a GenBank genome assembly.
AUGUCCUUAAAAAUUGCGCUUCUCUGUUUGGCGCUGGUGUUCGUCGCGUCAGACGCGGCGCGCGGAUGCCCCUGCCCCAGAAUCUACUGGCCAGUCUGCGGCUCCGACGGCCUCACCUACUCCAACCUGCAGUGCAUGAAAUGCACGCGACCGGAACUUCGCGUGGUCAAAAACGGCCCCUGCGAAGUUAAGAUCGAGGCGACCUCUCCAACCGCUACC